Thamnophis sirtalis is the source of this 1260-nucleotide messenger RNA. Lineage: Eukaryota; Metazoa; Chordata; Lepidosauria; Squamata; Natricidae. The record is from RefSeq and is a predicted model, not a curated record.
CUCCCACGCCAACGUCUCCGGCACCUCUCCAUCCAUGAAUACCUCAGCAUGAAGCUGUUGAAGGAGGCCGGCGUUUCCGUCCCGUAUGGCUUGGUGGCGAGGACACCAGAAGAAGCGUACAAAGUGGCGAGGAAGAUCGGCACCAAUGACUUGGUGGUGAAGGCCCAGGUGGUUGCCGGGGGACGGGAGACGGGAGUCUUCGAAGGGGGCCUGAAGGGGGGCGUGCAGAUUGUGUGUUCUCCGGAGGAGGCCAAGGAGGUGGCCGCUCAAAUGAUCGGCAAGAGGCUCUUCACCAAGCAGACAGGGGAGAAAGGACGGAUCUGUAACCAGGUUUUUGUCUGCGAACGCCGUUACCUGCGGAAGGAGUAUUACUUUGCCAUCACCAUGGAGAGGGACUUCCAGGGACCGGUCAUCAUCGCCAGCUCUAAGGGCGGCAUCCAAAUCGAAGACGUGGCAGCUGAGAAACCGGCGUCUAUCCUGAAGGAGCCGGUGGACAUCGUGACGGGCCUCCGCAUGAGCCAGGCCGUUCCGUUGGCCGGGAAGAUGGGCUUCCCUCCACAGGUGGCAGAAGAAGCAGCGGACACCAUGGUCAAGUUGUACAACUUCUUCAUCGACUACGACGUGGUCAUGCUGGAGAUCAACCCACUGGUGGAGGACUCCACCGGGAGGGUGAUGUGCAUGGACGCCAAGGUCAUUUUCGACAGCAACUCGGCCUUCCGUCAGCAGAAGGUCUUUGAGCUGCAGGAUUGGACCCAGAUGGACGAGAAGGAGAGGGAGGCAGCCAAUGCGGAUCUGAACUACAUCGCGUUGGACGGGAACAUCGGCUGUUUGGUCAAUGGGGCGGGCUUGGCCAUGGCCACCAUGGACAUCAUCAAGCUACAUGGCGGUGAGCCAGCCAACUACCUCAGCGUGGGCGGAGGGGCCACAGUGGAGCAAGUCACCGAGGCCUUCAAGCUGAUCACCUCCGACGAGAAGGUCCAGGCGAUUCUGGUCAACAUCUUCGGCGGGAUAAUGCGGUGCGACGUCAUCGCCCAUGGGAUCAUCAUGUCCGUCGAGGACCUGGAGCUGAAGAUCCCCAUCGUGGUGCGCUUGCAAGGGACCCGGGUGGCCGAUGCCAAAGUCCUGAUCGCCGAGAGCGGCUUGAAGAUUCUGGCUUGCGACGAUCUGGACCGGGCAGCCGUGAUGGCCGUCACGCUCGCUGAGAUCAUGACGUUGGCGAAAGAGGUGGGCAUCGAUGUGAAGUUUCACUUGCUCUCCUGA